AUGUGGAUUUAUUUCUAUGUGGGAACUCCAAGGCUACGUGAUGGUUUCUUGGUUACUGCUACUUCUGGUUGCUGGCCAAUGAAUUUGGCGGUGGCUCCAUCGCAGAUGCAGCUAGAUCAUCAGAGUUUGAGUCCCUUGUUUAUGGUUCCUCCUGGGCUGAGUCCUUCUGGAUUGCUUAAUUCACCUGGGUUUUUGUCCCCACUUCAGAGUCCAUUUGGAAUGUCCCACCAGCAGGCUCUUGCACAUGUUACGGCUCAGGCAGCAAUAUCUCAAUCUUACAUGCAGAUGCAAGCAGAUUUUCAACGUUCUUCUUCUGCAACUUCUGCUGAAACAACUGCACAUCAUUCGUCCUCCGCAGCCAAUGAAUCUUUGCAAAACCAGACAAUUUCUUUGCCACCAGAACAAACGAGCUCAAAGGUAGAGCUGUCUGAAGGUUCUCCAUCUGAACGGAAAGCUGCUUCUGUUGUUGUUAGCAAACCAACUAAUGAUGGCUACAAUUGGAGGAAAUACGGGCAGAAGCAGGUAAAGGCGAGCGAAUGUCCGCGAAGCUACUACAAAUGCACGCAUGUUAAUUGUCCUGUGAAGAAGAAGGUGGAGGGUUCUCUUGAUGGACAGAUAACCGAGAUUACGUACAAAGGGCAGCACAACCAUGAUAUGCCUCACCCCUCUAAACGUGGAAGAGAUAAUUGUGCUUUGGAUGGAAACUCGAACUCCCAGGUGAAGCCUGCAAUUAGAUCGCAAAGUCAGAGUGAAAUGAGCCGGGAAAAUGAGGUUGUACCUUAUCAACCUGGACCUUCAAAAGUUCAGGUAUCUAAACAAUCAGUAUCUGAGCAUCUUCCUGCCACAAUUAAUCUUGAUGAAGUGGACGAUUUGACAAUUUUAAACAAUGAGGGGGAUGAUGAUGAUGAACCAAAUACAAAAAAAAGGAGCAUUGAUAUUGGGUCGUCCAUGCAAGCACCAUCACAUAAAACAAUUACAGAAUCUAAAAUUGUCGUGCAGACAAGAAGUGAAGUUGAUCUGUUGGAUGAUGGAUAUAAAUGGAGAAAGUACGGCCAGAAGGUGGUCAAGGGGAAUCCUCAUCCAAGGAGUUAUUACAAAUGUACACAUGCUGGAUGCAAUGUCCGUAAACACGUUGAGAGGUCUUCGACCGACUCCAAAGCUGUUAUAACGACGUACGAAGGCAAACAUGAUCAUGAAAUCCCGACAGGCAGAUACAGCAAACUGCAGAAGACAGUAGCCAACAAUCCUUCCUUACAUAAAGAAAUGGAUUAUGAGAAUAAAGAUCAAAUAGCAAUGACUUUGCAGCUUAAAGAAGAGCAAAUCGCUGCAUGA
Fraxinus pennsylvanica is the source of this 1332-nucleotide messenger RNA. The record is from the annotation of a GenBank genome assembly. NCBI's taxonomy places the organism in Eukaryota, Viridiplantae, Streptophyta, Magnoliopsida, Lamiales, Oleaceae.